AUGCCCCUCCACAAAGCCAAUGGCUCACAAAAACUCCAUCUCAAAGAAGGACAAGCAUUUUGUAUAACUUUUUCAUCAGAUUAUAUUUCGAGAGAGCAUUAUAGGGAUCCAUGGAAUGAAGUUAGAAUUGGGAGAUUGCUGCAAGACCUUGAUGCCUUGGCUACUACGAUAUCGGUCAAGCAUUGUUCCGAUGAUGGUAGCAAAACACGGCCGCUCUUUCUGGUCACGGCUGCUGUUGAUAAGAUUGUCCUGAAGAAGCCGCUAAGUGUCAGCAUUGAUAUGAAAAUUGUAGAGGACCCUGAGGAUGAUUCAGACUCAGUGGCUCUUACAGCCACAUUCAUAUGUGUGGCCAUUGACUCAAAGACAGGGGAAGCAGUACCAGUGAACCGUAUUUUGCCCGAAACUAAGCAAGAAAAGGCUCUUUUAGAAGAAACCGAAGCACAAAACAGCUUGAGGAAAAGCAAGAGAGGAAAAGAGUUGGUGAAUGGAGAGGUACUAAUCACCAAAAAUAGAGUAGAAGCAAUGUUGGCUGAGGGAUGGAUCUUCAACAACAUCCCAUCCUUCUCAUGA
Prunus armeniaca (apricot) is the source of this 570-nucleotide messenger RNA. NCBI's taxonomy places the organism in Eukaryota, Viridiplantae, Streptophyta, Magnoliopsida, Rosales, Rosaceae. The record is from the annotation of a GenBank genome assembly.